GUAGCAGCAGCAGCAGUAGUAGUAGUAGCAGUAGUAGUAGUAGUCGUUGUAAACAAGGAAUGUCAUGCUCAGACAGCAGAUGGAGUCUCCCCAGUAUUAAUCAUCACGUGUUUACGUCUUUUACAGAAUACGAGAUCUGCCCACAAAUUUGAUUCUGCAAAGGUACCGUUAUUCUCACAAUUUCCGCCGAUUCAACAGAUUUAACAACAUGCGUAUUACAUGUACACAUGUAGCGCUGUUGCUACUGACAACAUGUUGGCACGUGCAAGCUUGCAUAACUGCCCGGAAUGAGAUUCAAGAACCUGUUAUUGGAAUAGACCUGGGAACAGCCUUCACCUGUGUAGGUGUGGUUAGAAAUGACCAAGUUGAUAUCAUCCCCGACCAACAGGGGAACAGGAUCACCCCCUCCUAUGUUGCGUUCACCCCGGAUGGGGAGACUCUGAUCGGAGACGCCGCCAAGAAUCAAAGAACCCACAAACCCGAGAACACCAUCUUCGACGUCAAACGUCUGAUUGGCCGCACAUGGGAUGACCCGUCCGUGCAGAGGGACAUCAAACGAUUUCCUUUCAAGGUGUUGAUAAACAAGGAAAACAAGCCGUACAUAGAAGUCCGAUUUGGGUCAGAGGACAAGGUGUUUGCUCCCGAGGAGAUCUCAGCCAUGUUGUUGUCGAAGAUGAAGGAGAUGGCAGAGACGUACCUGGGAGAAAACGUCACCAAUGCUGUCGUCAAAGUCCCUGCCUACUUCAACGACGCCCAGAGGACAGCAACCAAAGACGCCGGCACCAUCGCUGGGCUGAAUGUUCUGCGUAUCAUCAACGAACCAACUGCUGCCGCCUUUGCGUACCGUCUGGACAAGUCAGAUGGAGAAAAGAACGUCCCGGUGUUUGACUUGGGAGUGGGAACGUUUGAUGUGUCAAUCAUCACCAUCGACCAUGGCGUGUUUGAGGUGGUGGCCACCAGUGGAGACACGCAUCUUGGUGGUCAAGACAUCGACCAGAGACUGAUAGAGUACUUCAUCAAACAAUACAAGACGAGGACGGGGCAGGACCUACUAGAGAACAGCGGGGCCAUCCAGAAACUGCGUCGUGAGGUGGAGAAAGCGAAGAGAGCCCUGUCCUCCCAGCAUCAGACUCGGGUGGAGAUUGAGUCUAUCAUGGGCGGUCAUGAUUUCUCUGAAGUCCUCACUAGAGCUAAACUGGAGGAACUGAACAUGGACCUUUUCAAAUCAACUUUGAAUUAUAUGCAGUCAGCUUUGGAUGACGCAUAUCUGAACAGGACGAAUAUCCAUGAGAUUGUUAUGGUCGGAGACUCAAGUGAGAUACCCAAGAUUAAGCAACUGGUGAAGGAGUUCCUUGAUGGGAAGGAACCAAACAGAGGCAUCAACCUUGAAGAAGUUGUAGCUUACGGAGCCGCUGUUCAGGGAGGAGUCAUGGCUGGGAAUGGCGACAAUUACAUCACACUCUGCGACUUCAGCCCAUUGAGCCUCGUCAUAGAGACCAUUGGCGGCGUCAUGGCAAAGGUCAUCCGGCGCAACACAUUGAUCCCCACCAGAAGAACAGAGCAGUUUACAACAACAGAAUACGACCAGGAUGAAGUGACAAUUCGCGUCUUUGAAGGCGAGAGGGGCAUUACAAAGAACAACAUUUUCCUUGGACAAUUUGACCUUACAGUUAUUCAGCGGGCUCCCAGAGGGGUUCCUGAAAUAAAUGUUACCAUUGAAAUAGACAUGAAUGGCAUUUUGUACGUAACAGCUGAAGAUACGGGGACUGGAAAUAAGAACAACAUUGUCAUUAAGUACGACGAAGGGGAGAGGCCUUCUCCUGAAGAUUUGGAGAAGAUGAUUCAAGAUGCUGAGGAGUUUGCUGGUGAGGACAAGGAGAUGAUGGAGAAGACGGAAGCUGAACUCAGAGCCGAGGAUAAAUGGACAUACAGGAAGUCUGUAAGAAGGAAACCCAUCACACCAGGUAACCCGGAGGACAUUUCCCGUGAUGAGCUCUGA
Messenger RNA from Haliotis rubra (blacklip abalone), 1999 nucleotides. Its product is annotated as endoplasmic reticulum chaperone BiP-like. The coding region runs from base 209 to 1999 and encodes 596 amino acids. The record is from RefSeq and is a predicted model, not a curated record. Gene Ontology annotation, molecular function: ATP-dependent protein folding chaperone; misfolded protein binding; ATP hydrolysis activity. Gene Ontology annotation, biological process: endoplasmic reticulum unfolded protein response; cellular response to unfolded protein; protein refolding. The transcript has 7 exons. NCBI's taxonomy places the organism in Eukaryota, Metazoa, Mollusca, Gastropoda, Lepetellida, Haliotidae. Gene Ontology annotation, cellular component: cytoplasm; membrane; endoplasmic reticulum chaperone complex.